AUGAGGAUUUCCUUCACCGCCUCAGUGAUUGCCGCUGUCUGUUUGGCAUGCCCCAGUUCGGCCUUCACCCCUCGUGCUCUGCAGCCCUCCAGCAUUACCCCAAGCGUCAAUCUGCCAUCUGUUUCUGAUUCUGCGACUACCCAAAGAUCACACUCGAUUGCCCUCAAGGCUGCCGUGGAUGCCAAUGAAGCCCUGUACCAGAGAAAAACUCGUCCCGAGUAUAUUCCUGGUCGAAUUGACGAUCCCGACUAUGUCCGCAUCUUUGAUACUACCCUCCGUGAUGGAGAACAAUCUCCAGGCGCUACCCUGACUUCAGCAGAAAAACUGGAAAUUGCCCAAAAUUUGGCUCGUUUGGGAGUCGAUAUCAUUGAAGCUGGAUUCCCCAUUGCCUCUCCCGAUGACUUUAAUGCCGUCAAGCAAAUUGCCGAUAUCGUUGGAAACGACGUCUUUGACGAUGGGUACGUUCCCGUCAUUUGUGGUCUCAGUCGCGCCAAUGACCGAGAUAUUCAGGCCGCAUGGGAUGCCGUCAAGGGAGCCAUUCGACCCCGCGUACACACAUUCAUUGCCACCUCCCCCAUUCAUAUGGAAACCAAGCUCAACAAAACACCCGAUGAAGUUGUGGCUAUUGCCGUUCAUGCCGUAGAAUUUGCCAAAUCCCUGGGAUGCACCGAUAUCGAAUUUUCACCCGAAGAUGCCGGUCGAUCCGAUCCCGAGUUUCUAUACCGCAUCUUGUCGGAAGUCAUCAAAGCCGGUGCCACCACUCUCAAUAUCCCGGAUACUACGGGAUGGAACAUGCCAUGGGAAUUUGGUGCCUUGAUUAACAAACUGCGUGAAAAUGUAGAGGGUGCUGAGAAUGUCAUCUUUAGUACCCACUGUCAGAAUGAUCUGGGAUUGGCAACGGCCAAUUCUCUUGCCGGUGCUUUGAAUGGAGCACGACAGUUGGAAUGCACCAUUAAUGGAAUUGGGGAACGUGCUGGAAAUGCUUCUCUGGAAGAAAUCGUCAUGGCCUUGAGCCUCAAGGGAAGUACCCAUUUCGAUGAAGGCAUGGGAAUUGGUUCCGGCAAAUUGUACACGGCCAUUAAUCCCGUCCACAUCACCCCCACUUCUAAAAUGGUCUCGGAAUACACUGGCAUGGCCUGUCAACCACACAAGGCCAUUGUCGGAGCCAAUGCCUUUCAACACGAAUCCGGCAUCCAUCAAGAUGGCAUGAUCAAGAACAAGAGCACCUACGAAAUCAUGACACCCGAAUCGAUUGGACUCAUGCGCGGAGAACAACAGAGUGGUGCCGGUAUUGUGUUGGGCAAGCAUUCCGGGCGAAAUGCCGUGGGCACGCGUCUCAAGGAAUUGGGAUACGAUUUGGAUGUGGACAAACUCAAUGCCGUCUUUAAACGAUUCAAGCAAGUGGCCGAGCGCAAAAAGGGUGGAUUGGAAGACGAUGAUCUGGAAGCUCUGGUUUCCGAUCAAGCGGGAUUGUCCAAUCAGUUGUGGACCGUCACGGGCUUGCAAGUCUCCACGGGCAUGUCGGGAAUCCCCACUGCCACGGUGAAAAUGCUAGGACCGGAUGGAGUGGAACGAUACGUGGCAUGCACGGGAACCGGACCUGUCGAUGCCGUCUACAAGGCCAUUGAUCAAAUCACGGGAGUGUCGGUCAAUCUGGAAGCGUAUCAGUUGAGCUCUGUGACGGAAGGUAUCGAGGCCUUGGCAACCACCCGAGUCCAGAUCACCCCCAUUGAAGGUGGACCCAACGAUUCCUUGUCUCUUCAUUCACAAAGUGGCGUGAGCCGAAACCGAAAGUUCUCGGGAAUGGGAUCCGAUACCGACAUUAUCAUCGCCUCGGCACGUGCAUACACGUCUGCCCUGAACAAACUCUUGACAUGGAAUGUACGACGAAGAGAGCAAUCUACUGGGGGAGUCGUGGAUAUCAAUGGCAAGGACGAUAGUGGCAUUGGAGAUGCAGUUCCAGCCACGCAACCAGCAGUAUCAGUCGCGGCCGACCUUCAACAACACUCACCCUAG
Molecule: messenger RNA, 2016 nt
Organism: Seminavis robusta
Lineage: Eukaryota; Bacillariophyta; Bacillariophyceae; Naviculales; Naviculaceae
Source: the annotation of a GenBank genome assembly